UGUAUAUACGGCGUGGUAAAAUAUGUUAACAAGACUUAAUACUGAUUAUCAUAUAAUAUUUACUAUUUCUCUAAACUAACGUGAUCGCCAUAUAUUUGACGUUUGGGAAUUGAAGGAUUUGUUAUCCGUCAUGAAAUUCAAUGUAUUCAAGUCGUCAUCGCGACGUAAGUCGCGCAAGUUACAUUUUACGGCUCCUUCACAUAUUAGACGUCGUAUUAUGUCAGCGCCAUUAUCUAAAGAAUUAAGAAGCAAAUAUAAUGUUAAGUCAAUGCCCGUUCGUAAAGAUGAUGAAGUACAGGUUGUACGGGGUCACUUUAGAGGUCAACAAGUUGGUAAAAUAGUCCAAGUGUACCGUAAAAAAUAUGUUAUAUACAUUGAAAGAAUUCAACGUGAAAAAGCUAAUGGUGCAACUGUUUAUGUUGGAAUCCACCCUUCCAAGUGUGUUAUUGUAAAAUUAAAGUUAGACAAAGAUCGUAAGAAGAUUCUUGAUAGGAGAGGUAAAGGCAGAGCUCAAGCUUUGGCUCUCAAAGGAAAAGGAAAGUAUACUGAAGAAUCAGCUGCAGCUGCCACAGUGGAGGCAUCUUAAUAGUUAUGACUUUUACAAUAAAACAUUUAAAAAAAAUGUAACAAA
Messenger RNA from Daktulosphaira vitifoliae (grape phylloxera), 631 nucleotides. It is a transcript of the gene RpL26, whose product is annotated as 60S ribosomal protein L26. NCBI's taxonomy places the organism in Eukaryota, Metazoa, Arthropoda, Insecta, Hemiptera, Phylloxeridae. The transcript has 4 exons. Bases 131 to 586 code for a protein of 151 amino acids. Gene Ontology annotation, molecular function: RNA binding; structural constituent of ribosome. Gene Ontology annotation, biological process: ribosomal large subunit biogenesis; cytoplasmic translation. Gene Ontology annotation, cellular component: cytosolic large ribosomal subunit; ribosome. The record is from RefSeq and is a predicted model, not a curated record.